AUGUUUAGUUUGUUCGGCAGCACUCACUUCAAUGACAUCAAAAUUGGUGGUCUCAAGAAAGCGCUCGACGAUAAGCUAAACCCCGAAGAAAACGAAUUCAAAGGAGUCAAGGUAGGUUUUUCGCUGGACUACUCAGGAUUGGGUGUUGUGGAAUCUUUGACCAAUACGAUUAGCGGUUUCUUCUCGGGUGAAGGCAAGAAAGAUGAGGGUGACACGACCGAGGGAAAAGUUGAGGAUCCAACGGGUAAAUCGGCUGGAACAAAUCAAGAUCAAGUUAAACUAUCAGUCACGCGAGAUCACAAGGACAUCAAACCGGUGAGCGUCGACGAGGUGAACUCAUCCAUCAGAUUAUUGGAACGCUUUGAGAAAGAAGAAGUUUUGCGGGCCGAACGUCACUCCGCCGAGAAUGAGCUGGAAGCAUUUGCAUUUGAAGCAAGCACCUUGAUUGACGAGGAGAAGUUCAUUCUUCAUUCAAAUGAAGUUGAACGACAAAAGUUGCAAGCGGAGGUGACACGAGUUCGGGCUUGGCUUGAAGAUGACACGCAACCAUCGACUCCAACAAAAGAUUUCAAAGACAACUACAAGAAGAUCAAGGAAAUCGUUGGAGCCGAUCAACAAACGAAUCUCGAAACACAAAAUCGCCCACCGGCUUUGGAAGAAUUGGAGAAAUUGAUCAACACAACGAUCCAACUUGUCACGCUCACAAAGGCAAACUUCACCGAAACGGCCACUGUAACAGAGGGAAAAGAAGUAAAAGCAGUGAACGAUGAAAUUGCAUCGUUCAGCACGAAAAUUGACAAGCUCGUAACAUGGCUGACAAGCAACAAGAAGCAACAGGCCAACUUGCCGAUUAAUGAGGACUCCGUGCUGAAAACGGAGGAUAUUAAGAGCAAGACAUCCGCUUUGCAACGAGCUUUUGCGCAACAUUUCCAAAAGUUGACACGGUUGACGGAAGAUGUCGUCAAAGCAAAAAAGAAAGCGGAACGAGAAGCAAAGAAGAAAGCUGCUGAAGAGAAGAAAGAGACUACCGAGUCAAAAGCCGAGCCACCAAGCGAGGAACCCAAAGAGACGCAAGACGGAAAAGUCGAAGAAGAGAAAACGGAGCUG
Mesorhabditis belari is the source of this 1107-nucleotide messenger RNA. NCBI's taxonomy places the organism in Eukaryota, Metazoa, Nematoda, Chromadorea, Rhabditida, Rhabditidae. The record is from the annotation of a GenBank genome assembly.